Messenger RNA from Pseudomyrmex gracilis, 2538 nucleotides. RefSeq lists its product as uncharacterized. Gene Ontology annotation, biological process: DNA replication. The record is from RefSeq and is a predicted model, not a curated record. NCBI's taxonomy places the organism in Eukaryota, Metazoa, Arthropoda, Insecta, Hymenoptera, Formicidae. Gene Ontology annotation, molecular function: DNA binding; DNA-directed DNA polymerase activity; nucleotide binding.
AUGCAUAUUCGGGGUGUUGCUGCGUAUACGGGAAAACGCAGACAACAUAGAUUUGUUCAAAUCGUGCAUCGAAUAUCCAAUACGUACCUCGCAACAUUGCACGCGCUGCUAUAUUUCGAUGAAGAUUCACGAUUAUUGCACAUCGCGUGCGAAGUAGUGGAAUUUCGUGCGGCGCUCCAACACGAGGAUAAAGAUGUGCAAGGGUCGAUCGCACGAAUGAUACGCGACAACAGGGUGAACAAUCGUAACGAAGUAACGGCAAACGAAGAAGCUGCAGCGACGCCACCCUGUUUUGCUUCUUGUCAGCAGCAGCAAGUUUCGUGCGUAUCGCCUCGUGUAGAACCUCGGGCGGUAGCCAGGGUGUUGCCAAUGCAACGCCCUGCUCCUACGGCCCAACGUCGCCGACGAGAGGGGGCAGAAGAAGAAGAAGCAAAUGAACCUCCGCUGCGAACAGCCCGUAGAGAUGAAGCGGAGCUUUCUCCUCCUCUUCCUCCUCCUCCCGUUGAUUCCGUGCAAUACGGGGACGGAACUGUAAAUGUUGCGCAAGAAAAUAGUAAACAGGACGGCACCAACAACGAGCGCAGCGACGACACCGUCGAGCGUUACACCGGCAGCAGCAGUGCUACUCCCACCACCCCCGACAGCGCCGCCGAGAGAAGCAACAGCGACAACAUCACCGCCGAGCGUUACACCGGCAGUGCUACUCCCGCCAUCCCCGACAGUGCUGCCGAUGACGAGAGAAGCGAACAGAUCGGUACAGCGUCUGUGAAAAUUCACGUGCCCACUCUUUGCGUUGCACAGCAGAUUUGCGUCGCGUGUGCGGGCGAGGACGACAUGACGGUACGUUGCCGGUGGUGCGGUGUGCGCGAAUUCGUGUUCCGCGAUGAUCCGGUGAGGCGAUUCGUCGAUUUCGUUACGAGAACAACAAAAUGUUUCAAGCAGAUUAUCUGCAUCGCACACAACGCCAAGGCGUUCGAUGCGCAGUUCAUCCUUUGUUACAUCACGGAAAAACGUGUCAAUUUGGAUCAACGAGUAAUAUUAAACGGGACGAAGAUCGUCGUAUUAACGGCCGGGCGUACGAAAUUUAUUGACAGUAUCAACUAUAUGCCGAUGUGUUUGUCAGCUUUGCCGAAGGCUUUCGGUUUGCGGGGUGAGGUGGAAAAAGGAUAUUUUCCGCAUUUAUUUAACACACUUGCGAAUCAGUCGUACGUCGGUCCGUUACCAGCCGUUGAAUAUUACUCGCCGGAUAGUAUGUCUAGCGAAGAACGCGAAUGUUUUUUGUCGUGACACGCGGAACAGAUGCGCAAAAACGCAGUUUUUGACUUUCAACGCGAAAUAGUUCGUUAUUGUCGUAACGACGUUGAUAUCUUGCGGCAAGAGUGCAUGGCCUUCCGCAAGAUAUUUCUCGAGCGCGGAAACGUAUUUUCGUUCGAAGAAUGCACGACCAUCGCUUCCACAUGUAUGCGCGUUUUCCGCAAAAACUUUUUACGUGAGGAAGAGAUCGGCGUCAUUCCUCGCGGAUAGCAAUCCUGCAAAGCUCUGCAGUGGCUGGUGUGGAAGGAGCGCAAGCUCGGCCGCAUCAUUGUUCACGCGGGUCACGGGCGAGAACAUCGUCUCACGGAAGUCGGAGGCAUUCCCAUCGACGGGUAUUACGGGUAUUACGAGACGGCGAACGGUGAGCGUCACGUGUUGCAAUAUCACGGCUGCUUUUGGCACGGGUGUCCCGUGUGUUUUAAAACGGAACGCGACAAACGUCUCUGCACGGGGGAACGCGAAGUGUACGACACGAUAAACUCGCGAUACGAGCGUACACUGACAACGUCAUGGCGUCUUCGCAAACGAGGGUACAUCGUGACGGAGAAAUGGGAGUGCGCUUUUGAUUGCGAUACGCGGGAAAAUCGCGAAAUGCGAGCGUUUUUAGACCAACAUCCGAUGCUCAUGGCUGAACCGCUUUUACCGCGUGACGCGUUUUUCGGCGGUCGAACGGGAAACAUCGCGAUUCGGCGCGAAGUUACGGGUACGGAGAAAAUACGUUACGUAGACGUGUGUUCUUUAUACCCUUACGUGUUGAAAACCGGCGCUUUCCCGAUUGGACAUCCGAAAAUUCUUGUCGGACAAAAAAAGUGUGCCUCGCUCAUCGGGGCGAUGCUCGGUGUCGAUUUUUCCGCGGUCGAGGGGCUUGUGCGUUGUAGAGUGCUUCCUCCGCGCAAUCUCUUUCACCCUGUACUCCCGUACCGCGUGCAGGGCAAACUGCUGUUUGCCUUGUGCCGCAGUUGCUGCGAAAACUUCUCGCAGACACAGUGCUCGCACGAAAAUCUGCGCGAUCGUGAAUUCGAAGGCGUGUGGAUAUUGUGUGAAUUACUCAAAGCUGUGGAGAAGGGUUAUCUCGUGACUGCAGUGAGCGAGAUAUGGCAAUAUGAGACGAGCCAAUACGACGCUGAUACGCGUCAGAGGGUAUUAUUUGCCGAAUACAUAAACUGUUUUCUCAAAUUGAAGCAAGAGGCGAGCGGAUGGCCGAGCGAAUGCGUGGACGACUAA